Messenger RNA from Pomacea canaliculata, 1947 nucleotides. Its product is annotated as large neutral amino acids transporter small subunit 1-like. Gene Ontology annotation, biological process: amino acid transmembrane transport. NCBI's taxonomy places the organism in Eukaryota, Metazoa, Mollusca, Gastropoda, Architaenioglossa, Ampullariidae. The coding region runs from base 703 to 1815 and encodes 370 amino acids. The transcript has 12 exons. Gene Ontology annotation, molecular function: L-amino acid transmembrane transporter activity. The record is from RefSeq and is a predicted model, not a curated record. Gene Ontology annotation, cellular component: membrane.
GCCGGUGGGUCGAGGAGGACAUGAGCGCUUUGCUGUGCUUAUCGUUGAUUACAGUUGCAGUGGAGGCAAGUCUCAGAAAGAUGUCUCCAGUUAUUUAAAUUACAGCGAGAACAGUUUUGUCUCAGAGGUUAACAACUGGGGCACAGCUCGGUGCACUUGCGCUCGACAAAAGCAACGAGGGGAGCUCAAUACAGACUCUGGCAGACAGGAGCUCAUAAGGCUACUUGCAACAGGCGCCAGCUUCAUUACGUCACACCAGCUGCCGCAUGUAACACGUCACGCCACUCCAUACAUCACGUCUUGCAGCUGUAACAUCCCACAGUCCCUCGCGACACCAGCUGCAGUGAGUGCGUCAGCAUCAUGUGUGACGUGGCGUCUGACGCUGGCGUCACGCCCACCACGGACCUGCGGUUGCGGCGGAGUCUGGGCCUGCUGUCCGCCGUCAGCUACGUCACCGGCAUCAUCGGGGCCGGCAUCUUCCUCAGCCCUCAGACAGUUCUGCUCAACGUGGGCCGCUCGGUGGGCGUCGCCCUGUGCGUGUGGGCCUUCUGCGCUGUCCUGACCUUCUGCGGCGCCCUCACCUUCGCCGAGUUUGGUACCCGCAUUCCAAGUCAGGAUCAACAUACACGUACAUCAAAGAGGCAUGGGGGAAGGCGAUAGCCUUUGUGUACCUGUGGUCACACCUGAUUACUGGUCCGACCCAUGGGCACAGCGCUGGGUGCCAUGACAGCAGCGGAAUAUAUUCUGCGCCCGGUGUUCCAGGACUGCCCCGAGAUGGCCCCCAGACCAGCCAAGGUCCUCAUCGCUCUGUGUAUCAUUUUACUUCUCGUGUUGGCUAACUGCUAUGACACGAGGCUGGGGAGCGCCCUUCAAGUUGCUUCCACCGUGUGCAAGCUUAGUGCGCUCGCUGUCAUCAUCAUCGUCGGCAUCGGCUUCAUCGCAAGGGGAGACACUGAAAAUCUGCAAAAUCCAUUUUCUUUUGAGGAGGAGCCCAGGCUGGACAGAGUCAUCUUUGCUGUGUAUGCCUGCACAUAUGCCUAUGUCGGAUGGGACAGCCUGUGCAUGGCCGUGGAGGAAAUCAAGAACCCCAACAGGAACAUUCCACUGGCCAUCCUGCUGGGCAUCCUGGUGGUCAUGGUGUGCUACCUGUUGGCUAACCUGGCCUACGUGACCGUCCUGACAACCGGCCAGAUCGUAUCCAGUGUGGCUGUUGCCGUUGGGUUCUGUAAAAUGUCCAUACCGUCUCUGGUGUGGUUCAUCGUGCCCUGUAUUGGGAUCUCUGCCACCGGGGUCGUCAAUGUUAUGAUAUUUUCCUCGAGCAGAAUAAACUUUGUGGGAGGCCGGGACAAUCUCUUUCCAGAAGUACUGAGUAUGGUCAGCGUAUCUCGCCGGACCCCACUAGUGUCUUACCUCGUCCUCGGACUGCUGGCUGGAGUGGUUGUUCUUGUAGGGGAUAUAUCCUCUGUACUCGGCGCUUACUCCCUCAUCCGGGCCUCGGGGGAAACAGUGGCUAUUCUCGGCAUCUUCCGCCUCCGCAAAAAGUUCCCUGCUACAGCUACAACUUACGUGGUUCCGACCAUAGCGCCAGUGACGUACCUGAUCCUGCACUUGACGCUAUUGGCUGUCUCCCUAACACGUGACCUGCCACGCUAUGCAGUGGCGCUGCCGCUGUGCCUGCUGGGUCUACCCGUGUACUACAUGUCUUCCACCCCUAUCUUCAGGGUUGGCCCUCUGAAGGCUUUUAACGAUGUUGCCGUGAAACUGAGCAGACGACUGUUGCUGUGUGACUUUGCCUCCAAAAAUUACGAAAAUUAGAUGAAAUUAUUCUGCUCCGUGUUACAGCUAGUGCUUGAAGUGAGACCACGUGCCUUGUUAACUGAGUGUUUUUAUAACGAACUAAAUACAAAAAUAAAUAGAAAAACUAGUCCAAGACUAUUUUUCAACACA